Molecule: messenger RNA, 1763 nt
Organism: Branchiostoma belcheri (Belcher's lancelet)
Lineage: Eukaryota; Metazoa; Chordata; Leptocardii; Amphioxiformes; Branchiostomatidae
Product: UDP-glucuronosyltransferase 2C1-like
Exons: 5
Coding region: 33-1763 (576 amino acids)
Molecular function (GO): UDP-glycosyltransferase activity
Source: RefSeq, a predicted model, not a curated record
AGACGUAAACUGAUCAUGUUGUUGAGCGAGUUAUGCAGGUAGGUUCAAAUGUCAGGGAUACACAUGUAAAUCACAAACGCGACAACAUGUCCACUGAAUCAAAGCGUCGAUGUUCUUUCCUAAUUCUAAUGGUUGCAAUAGGUCUCUCAGGCCACGUAUGUAGUGGAGGAAACGUUUUACUGGUGCCAAUGCCAUUCUUUGAUAGCCACUGGUUCGGCCUUGCGAAAAUCGGACAGGCUUUGGCGAUGAAGGGGCACGUCGUCACAGUAAUUGUUCCGGUGGGCAUCGUAAAGAAACGACAGACAGAGAGGCCGGAUUUUCAUUACGAAACAUUCGAAGACCGAGGAACCAGGGCACGACUGAAGAAAGUUCAAGAGAGGUACUUUUCAGUGGCGGAAACAAUGUCUAUGAACGAGUGCUUUAUUAGACUAUCAGUCUCAUGUACGAAGGACAUUACAAAACACUGCGAUUUGCUGCUGGGGGACAGGGACCUCGUAAACCGACUGAAGGCAUCCCGAUACGAUGUUGUAAUUUUUGACCCCAUCUUCCCGUGUGGCGCAAUAGUUGCAGCCAUUCUUGAUCAUCCUCUGAUCGCCAUCUUGCGUGGAGAUCCUUUCUUUCUAGGCCACAAGGCUACAGGUGUACCGCUGCCUCCAUCUUACGUGCCACAUUUUGCUUCGGAUUUUACCGACCAAAUGGCUUUCGUACAGCGGGUACAGAACGUCCUGUUGACUACUCUCACACCCAUGGUGACAAAUUUGCUUGCGAGUAAGACAUACGGCGAAUUAGUCCGUAAAUGCAUAGGCGAGAAAGACACUAUCCAGAGUGUGGCGUCACGUACGGACUUGUGGCUACAUAGAACCGAUACUAUCUUAGACUUGCCCCGUCCUUCUAUGCCCAACAUGGUGCAAAUUGGUGGCUUGAAUGUCCGAGCGGUUGCAUCUCUUCCAAAGGAAUUGGAAGCCUUUGUCCAAAAGUCUGUAGAUGAAGGAGUGAUCGUUGUUAGUUUUGGAUCCAUGUAUCGAACGAUGUCACCGGAGAAGGCAGAAAUCUUUGCCUCAGCCUUGGCCCGACUCCGGCAGAAGGUGGUGUGGCGGUACACGGGAGAGAAGCCGGCCGGGCUGGGCAACAACACCAGGCUGAUGAGCUGGCUGCCUCAGAACGAUCUGCUAGGUCACCGCCAGACACGAGCCUUCAUCACCCAUGCCGGUUACAAUGGCUUGUCCGAGGCCCUGUACCACGGCGUGCCCGUGGUGUGUCUGCCGCUGUACGGGGACCAGCCCGGUAACGCCGCCCGGGCGGUGGCCAGGGGGCUGGGGGUGAAGUUGGACUUCAACACGGUCACUGCGGACCUGUUAUAUCAGGCCAUUAUCCAGGUUCUCACUAACAACAGCUUCCAUGUGACCGCAGCCCGCCUGUCCCGUCUGUCCCGUGACCAGCCCCAGUCACCCAUGGAGCGGGCCGCCUGGUGGAUAGAACACGUCAUCCAACAUGGCGGCCUGCCCCAUCUCCGCGCACGCGCCGUGGAGCUGCCGUGGUAUCAGUACUACCUGCUGGACGUGGUUGUGUUCCUGCUGUCCGUCUGUUCAGCUGUCCUGGGGACCGCGUGGUGCAGCUGUUACUUCAUGUAUGCGCAAGUAUUAAGAGGAAGAAGAAGCAGGAAUGUUCCUUUCACAAUGUUCGCACACAUCCCUGGAAAUUUCGCUGGUUAUUAUUUCUCGUAUAAUAUCUAUCAUAGAAAGCGAUAUUUGAGACUUAUAUAG